AUGAUACAUGGCUAUGACUACAAAUUCAUCAAGGCACCAGUCUACUCUGACCGACAUGUAACGUGGUCGAAGGUACCAAUGAUUACGAAGGCCCUGAAAUCAUACGAGAUUGUGGUAUUUCUUGACCAGGACGCCAUGUUUCACUACCCAGCUUUACCGAUUGAGUGGCUCAUGAAUUACUGGAACCACACUUUAGAGACUCGGCUCAUGCUCGCAGAAGAUGCUGACCGGGACAAAAACAAGGACGACAGCGGCACGCUCUAUCACAAUACUGGAUUUAUUAUUGCGAGGAAUAGCCCUCGUACCUUCGAGAUCAUGGACGCAUGGGAGGAAUGUCCCCGCGAGACCAAGUAUUUCGGUUGCAGCCGCCUUGCCUACCAGUGGCCCCAUGAGCAGGCUGCGCUGGGAGCAUUCGUGAGCAAAUUGGAUUUCAACGAGGCCGAAGAUAUUCGUGGCAUACCUUGUUCCGAAGCAAACGGGUCGCCAAUGACCUAUGCGACAGAAGGCUGUAAUGGCACGUUUGUACGGCAUUUUUGGAUGGAUGGCAAGAGUCAUCCACCCGCUGAGCUCGCAGAUAAUAUAUUGCGUUAUGCCGUGCCGAUGCUGCAUAGAGCGUAUCUAAGUGAUGUCGAGCAUUUCUUGGAAGACUUUUCCAAUUUCUCCUUGCCGGGAAAUAGCUCGUUUACAAUUAGUAGCUGA
This is a messenger RNA of Pochonia chlamydosporia 170, 699 nucleotides long. RefSeq names its product Glycosyltransferase, family GT34. Gene Ontology annotation, cellular component: Golgi membrane. Bases 1 to 699 code for a protein of 232 amino acids. Gene Ontology annotation, biological process: protein N-linked glycosylation. The transcript has a single exon. The record is from RefSeq and is a predicted model, not a curated record. NCBI's taxonomy places the organism in Eukaryota, Fungi, Ascomycota, Sordariomycetes, Hypocreales, Clavicipitaceae. Gene Ontology annotation, molecular function: glycosyltransferase activity.